Messenger RNA from Macrobrachium nipponense, 580 nucleotides. RefSeq names its product nucleoporin Nup37-like (gene Nup37). The transcript is spliced from 4 exons. Gene Ontology annotation, molecular function: protein binding. The coding region runs from base 1 to 417 and encodes 138 amino acids. The record is from RefSeq and is a predicted model, not a curated record. Gene Ontology annotation, cellular component: nuclear pore outer ring. Lineage: Eukaryota; Metazoa; Arthropoda; Malacostraca; Decapoda; Palaemonidae.
AUGGCAUCCCAUGAAUUACGGGUAACGUUAAGUGAUAUAAUCAGUCAUAAGGACUUCAUCAAUAGCGUAACUUACAAUGGAGAGAGUGGAAGCUUGGUAGCAUCUACUGGAGAUGAUCUAACAGCUCUUGUUUGGAAUUCAACCACAAAUAAUGUAUUUACUAAAUUCUUCCUCUCUUCACCAGGUAUGAUAGUAAGAUUUCAUCCAGAGGACCCAGAUUUGCUACUCGUAGGGGAGAAGACAGGAGUUUUAAGGGUCUAUUCAAUUGACAGAGGCUGCUCGACUUUAUUUUUACGGUGUCCUGGUCCACUUCUAGAUGCAGACUGGUCGAUUCCUGAUCCAGCUCUGCUUGUAGCAGCUGGUGCUAAGGGUCUGACUGUGUGGAAUGUAGCAUCUCCUCAAUUGUUGGUGGCAUAAGCUGGCAUCAGAAUUACCCUUAUUUAGUUGUAGGGUCUGACCGACAAAUUCUUUUUUGGAAAAUUAACAACAUAUAAUAUUUGCCAGCUUUUGUAUUGCAUCUGUGUGUUUCUGGAAAAUGUCUGUUGAUGUUAGUUAGAAUAAAGGAAAUGUUUUUGUUGUA